Molecule: messenger RNA, 2540 nt
Organism: Prunus persica (peach)
Lineage: Eukaryota; Viridiplantae; Streptophyta; Magnoliopsida; Rosales; Rosaceae
Product: polyamine oxidase 1
Exons: 10
Coding region: 577-2094 (505 amino acids)
Biological process (GO): polyamine catabolic process
Molecular function (GO): polyamine oxidase activity
Source: RefSeq, a predicted model, not a curated record
GUUUUAUUUAUUUAUAUUUUUAAAUAUCUAUACCUGAUGUAAAGAAGAAAUGAUAUUGCAUAACUAAAAAAAAUUAAUUAAAAAAAGAGGGAAAAAAAAAGACCAAAGAACAAGCGUGUCAAGAGGCUAGUAUAGAUUGUGUAAACUUAUCUAUUCGGCUUUAAUAAAAUUUCUCUGGCUAAAAAUAAAAAAAAAAUAAAAAAAAGCUACUCAAUACUAACUUUGUUUAUUGAAAGACGAAAACACCCUCAUAAAUUUUACAACUAGAAAAAGUUUUACAGUUAAACAUCACGUGCGUAACGUGUGAGUGAUUACCGCGUCGACGCGUCAAUGCCCGUCAAACCAGAGAGGGAAAUGGAAAAGACAAAAGUACUCACAUUUCUUCGUGUACAACUCAAAAUCUCUCUCCUCUGUGUCUCUACCUGAAGUAUCCCAACCCCGGACCCCCACCCCACAAAAAAAACUAUAUAAACCGACUCCCGCUAUUUCUGCUUCUCUAGCCAACAAUACACAAAUACACAACACACCUCUCUCUCUCUCUCUCUCUCUCUCUCUCUCGGUCUCUCUCUCAUUCUCAUGGAGUCCCCUUCUCGCUCCUCCGUCAUCAUCGUCGGUGCCGGAGUCUCCGGUUUAUCGGCGGCGAAGGUUUUGAUCGAGAACGGCGUGGAGGACGUAGUGAUUCUGGAAGCUUCAGACCGUAUCGGCGGCAGGAUCCGAAAACAAGAUUUCGGAGGCUUGUCGGUGGAGCUCGGCGCCGGCUGGAUAGUCGGCGUCGGAGGCAGAGAGUCGAACCCGGUCUGGGAGCUUGCCCAGAAAUCGAAUCUCCGCACUUUCUUCUCCGAUUACAGCAAUGCUCGCUUCAACAUCUACGAUCAAAGUGGGAAGAUAUUUCCGAGUGGAAUCGCCGCGGACUCGUACAAGAAGGCCGUGGAGUCGGCGAUGCAAAAGCUGAAGAAGUCUGAAGCCGACUCUUGCUAUGGUGGUGGCGACGUCACCAAAGCCGCCGAAUCGUCUUCUACGCCAAAAACGCCGAUAGAGCUGGCUAUUGAUUUCAUCCUGCACGAUUUUGAGAUGCCAGAAGGUGAGCCCAUAUCAACAUUCCAAGACUUUGGAGAACGAGAGUUUUUAGUGGCGGAUGAAAGAGGGUAUGAGCAUCUGCUAUACAAAAUGGCUGGAGAAUUUCUUUUCACCUCUGAGGGUAAACUGUUGGACAAUCGUCUCAAGUUCAACAAGGUUGUUCGGGAGUUGCAGCACUCGAGAAACGGCGUUACGGUAAUGACGGAGGAUGGUUGCGUCUACGAAGCAAGUUACGUGAUUUUGUCUGUUAGCAUUGGCGUUCUCCAAAGCGAGCUCAUUGCCUUCAAUCCACCUUUGCCCAGGUGGAAAACUGAGGCUAUACAGAAAUGUGAUGUAAUAGUGUACACAAAGAUCUUUCUCAAGUUCCCUUAUAAGUUCUGGCCUUGUGGCCCAGGAAAAGAGUUUUUCAUCUAUGCCCAUGAGCGGAGAGGCUACUACACAUUUUGGCAGCACAUGGAGAAUGCAUAUCCUGGAUCCAAUAUACUGGUCGUGACGUUGACGAAUGAGGAAUCAAAGCGUGUGGAAGCUCAGUCUGAUAAGGAAACAUUGAAAGAAGCCAUGGGGGCUCUUAGGGACAUGUUUGGACUCAACAUUCCUGAAGCUACUGAUAUAUUUGUACCUCGGUGGUGGAACAAUAGGUUCCAGCGAGGCAGCUAUAGCAACUACCCAGUAAUCUCUAAUGGCCAAGUUGUUCGUGACAUCAAGGCCCCAUUAGGCUGCAUCUUCUUCAGUGGGGAACACACAAGCGAGAGAUAUAGCGGCUAUGUCCAUGGCGGAUACCUUGCAGGUAUUGAGACGGGUAAAGCUUUGCUGGAAGAAAUAGAAAAGGAAAAAGAAAGGAGUAUUGAGAGUGAGAAUCAAACAUUUUUGUUAGAACCCUUGCUUGCAUUGACUGGUUCAUUAAGUUUGACGCAAAACGAUGCUGUAUCGAGUCUCAAAUGCGAUAUUCCUAGACAAUUGUAUCUAAGUGGCAAAGUUGGCGCCCCGGAGCUAUAUUAUGACUAUGUGGACCUAUAGAAAAACCUCAGUAUGAUGAUGAUGAUGUUAAAAACAUGAGCAUUGAGAAAGAUCUCACACGAUGGAGUUGAAAUCAUUUCUGUUUAAAUCCGUGAUGCCGUUUACGAAGUUGAAUCAAGUGAGAGAUACAGGAGCAACAUAGCUGGGAAAAAUGCAAGUCUGUGUGGUAGUAUGAUUCAUAAUGGUAUACUUGGGGGAUGAAAUCAAUGAAGUUGCAAUGGUUUUGGCUCCAAAUGGAACUGGUAUUUGGGAGAAUAUACAUAAUAUAAUAGUCGAUUCCUGUAGUCAGUUGUGGAGGGAGUGGGGGUGGAGAGAGAGGAGAAGGCUGUAGUUUAGGCUCUAAUUGUACUGCUAAUGAAUGUUAAGUUCACAAGAAGAAAGUAGUCUUUCUCAUUUUCUUCUGGGUUAUUGAACGUAACGGUCCCCCAACUUUUGCUCAAGUUUCA